This is a messenger RNA of Ceratosolen solmsi marchali, 477 nucleotides long. It is a transcript of the gene mtSSB, whose product is annotated as mitochondrial single stranded DNA-binding protein. Bases 20 to 436 code for a protein of 138 amino acids. Gene Ontology annotation, cellular component: mitochondrial nucleoid. Gene Ontology annotation, molecular function: single-stranded DNA binding. The transcript has 3 exons. Lineage: Eukaryota; Metazoa; Arthropoda; Insecta; Hymenoptera; Agaonidae. Gene Ontology annotation, biological process: positive regulation of helicase activity; mitochondrial DNA replication. The record is from RefSeq and is a predicted model, not a curated record.
UUGUCUCGCUUCGUUUCAGAUGUUGAACAGCACGUGCCAAUUUCUUCGUUGGAACAAUAACAUUCUUACGCGUGGUUUUGGAUCAGUUUUAAAUAAAAAUUUGGAGAAAACCUUGAAUCAAAUUACGCUGCUUGGAAGGGUCGGCCAGGAGCCUCAAAAGCGUGGCAGCGAGGAUCAUCCGGUAAUUGUAUUUUCCGUCGCGACACACGUUAAUUAUAAGCAAAAUGAAGAUGAUUUUAUACAAAAAACCGACUGGCACAGAAUAUGCAUAUUCAAGCCAACACUGAGGGAAACUGUUUAUAAUUAUUUGAAGAAAGGUCAACGAGUGUUAAUUCACGGCAGAAUAAGUUAUGGAGAAAUAAAGAACGACAACGGUGAUUCGAAAGUAUCGACAUCCAUUAUAGCCGACGAUGUUAUAUUUUUCCAUGCAGUAUAAAUAUGUAAAAAUAUUUUUAAGAAUUUCACGAUAACAUACCG